Messenger RNA from Aspergillus steynii IBT 23096, 1880 nucleotides. Its product is annotated as aminopeptidase P family protein. The transcript has 2 exons. Lineage: Eukaryota; Fungi; Ascomycota; Eurotiomycetes; Eurotiales; Aspergillaceae. Gene Ontology annotation, molecular function: metalloaminopeptidase activity; manganese ion binding. The record is from RefSeq and is a predicted model, not a curated record. Bases 118 to 1665 code for a protein of 515 amino acids.
UCUCCAUGCCCCCUUUUUGCUUCAUCCUGUCUUGACUUUUGUAGCUAUAUAGCUUCAUCAUUGUACUUUAUUUCCUUGAAUCAAGUGCAUGCUUAUCCCCACAUUGUGAGAAAAGAAAUGGGGGUCCGACGUUGUUUACCGUCUUCCAUAAUCGGCCCGGAUGACGCCUGCGAUAUCCGAAUCACAGUGCCAGGCAACGAAUGCGACAAAUACCCAGCCAAACAGCACGCGCGCAAGACGGCGUUGAAGCUCGGUGCCUCGUCCGGCCUGAUCUAUCUCGCCGGCCAACCCACCAUCAACUGGGGCGACUCCGACCAACCGCGAUUCUUCCGACAAAGACGCUACUUCUACUACCUCACCGGCACCAACGAGGCUGAUUGCCAUGUGACCUACGACAUCAAGAAUGACCUCCUGACGCUCUACGUGCCGGACUUCGACCUCCAUCACGCCAUCUGGAUGGGACCGACGCUGACCGUGGACGAGGCCCUGCAGCGCUACGACGUCGACCGCGUGCGCUACCAUGCCUCCCUCUCUGAUGACAUCCAGUCCUGGGCCCGGAAGUCCAACGGCUCCAACCCCAUCUACAUCCUCCACGAGACGCAGAAGCCCGCGAUCCCGACCACCGGUCUCCACUUCGACCAUGACCGUCUCGUACCGGCCAUGAACAUCGCGCGCAUGGUCAAGGACGAAUACGAGAUCCGCAUGAUCCGCCGCGCAAAUGAGAUCUCGGGGCUCGCGCACCGCAAGAUCCUAGAGACCAUCCACAAGAUGAAGAACGAGACGGAAAUCGAGGGCCUCUUCCUCGACACGUGCGUCUCGCACGGCGCAAAGAACCAAUCCUACGAGAUCAUCGCCGGCUCCGGCGAAAACGCCGCCGUCCUGCACUACGUCAAGAACGACGAGCCCCUGCACGGAAGACAGCUGGUCUGUCUGGACGCCGGCGCCGAAUGGAACUGCUACGCCAGCGACGUGACGCGGACAAUCCCCCUGCCCUCUUCCUCCUCCUCCUCCCCAUCCUCGUCCUUGUCAUCCGACUGGCCCAGCGACCGCGCCAAAGCCAUCUACCAAAUCGUCGAAGACAUCCAAGAGCGCUGCAUCAAGCUCUCCAAGGAAGGAUCCAGCUUCGCGCUCCUACAAAAGGUCGCCCGAUUCUACACCGUCAAGGGACUGCGUCGGCUCGGCGUCCUCCGCGGCAACGACAUCAACGAGAUCCUCGCGUCCGGCGCCUCCAACAUCUUCUUCCCGCAUGGCCUCGGCCACCACGUCGGCCUCGAAGUCCACGACGUCACCGAGUCCUCCAACACCCCCCAGGACCCAUCCAGCAUCAAGCAAUGGGGUGGGCGGGCUUUCGUCCCGCCCGUCCCCGUCGAGGACAGUACCCUGACAGGCUCCUCCUCUUCUUCUACGCGGUCCGACCUCUUCGAAGAAGGCAUGAUCAUCACCGUCGAACCGGGUAUCUACUUCUCUCGGUUGGCGCUGCGGAAUGCCCGCACCCUGCCUCUGGCGAGGUAUAUCGACUUCGAGGAGGCGGAGAAGUAUCUUCCCGUCGGGGGCGUGCGGAUCGAAGACGACGUGUUGAUUACGAAGGGCGGGCCGGAGAAUCUGACGACGGCGCCUAAGGGGCAGGAGAUGCUGGAGAUUCUUCGUCGCGGGAUCGAUCGUUAAUGGUACCAGCUGUUCUAUUCUUUUCUCGUGAUACCAGCUAGAUAGCUACUUGUUUACUUGUAGAUUCGUCUACGUAGGUGGAAACAUCACUGUCGGGGUUGUCUAUCAUGUUCAACACAAUGGCCAAACCACCGACAAUUGCUACGAAGGGAAUGAAAGUAAUCAAACACCUCAAACAAAGAUCUUCCUAACUAGAAAAAUCUAUUUCAAACAAG